Molecule: messenger RNA, 1108 nt
Organism: Alnus glutinosa
Lineage: Eukaryota; Viridiplantae; Streptophyta; Magnoliopsida; Fagales; Betulaceae
Product: HMG-Y-related protein B-like
Exons: 2
Coding region: 189-764 (191 amino acids)
Biological process (GO): nucleosome assembly; chromosome condensation; regulation of DNA-templated transcription
Cellular component (GO): nucleus; chromatin; nucleolus
Molecular function (GO): nucleosomal DNA binding; double-stranded DNA binding
Source: RefSeq, a predicted model, not a curated record
UCUCAUCCUCUUCCCUUUCCCCUCGAUCGGAUCCUCAAGAAACGCCCUUUUAAAUCCAACCCCUCUUUACCCACUCAACUUGCGUUCGUCUUCCCACCAAACCUACAGUCCCCUCCUCCCUCUCUCUGUCGCACACACACUCUCUUUCUCUCUCUCUCGCACUGUCUUUCGCUUCUACAAGCUCCGCCAUGGCCACUGAAGAAACCAGUAACCCCCCUCCGCCUCAGCCUUCCCCCGCAGCUCUCCCUCUCCCUCAGUACCCUGAGAUGAUUAUCGCGGCGAUUGAAGCGCUGAACGAUAAGAAUGGCUCGAACAAGUCGGCCAUCGCCAGGUACAUCGAGUCGACUUACACGGAUCUUCCGGCGGCUCACUCCACGCUGCUCUCGCACCACCUCAACAAGCUGAAGCAGAGCGGCCAGCUCGUCCUGCUUAAGAACAACUACAUGAAGCCCGACCCCAACGCGCCGCCGAAGCGUGGGCGCGGCCGUCCGCCCAAGCCCAAGGCACAGCUGCCGCCGGGCGCCGCGAUGUCGCCGCCAAGGCCCCGCGGCCGUCCGCCCAAGCCCAGAGACCCCUUCGCGCCGCCGCCGCUUCCCAAGGCCAAGAGCCCCUCCUCUGGGACUGGCAGGCCUCGUGGCCGUCCACCCAAGAAGGCCAAGACCGCUACGGCUUCGGCCCCGUCUGCGGCUCCGGCUGGUGGCGCGCCCAGAGGGAGGGGAAGGCCGCCCAAGGUGAAGCCGGCAGUCGCCCCGGUUGGGUGCUGAGCUGCUCCCAGAGAGCGGAAGAGAGAGAGAGAGAGAGAGUUAGGCUUUUUUUUUUUUUUUUCUUUUUUAAUUGUUUUUUUCUUUUAGGUAGGUGUAUUUUAGUUCUCUGCUAAUUGAUGUUCUUCUAGCUUUAUCUUUAUCUUUAUCCACUUUUUUGUCUCUUUAUUUAAUUUCUCUCUUUUUUUUUCUUUUUUUAUUAUGUGGUGGGUGUGUUGUAAGGUUGUAAUGUGGAGGUGGGUUUAAUGUGACUGUAAUUGAAUGUAAAUUGUUCAGCGGCUGUUUAGGCUUUUUGUUUGCCUUCUGGAAAUUAUAAUGACCUCUCUCUAAAAAAAGGGUUAAAUCGA